AUGGGGAAACAGAAAGGAGAAGGUGCAAGAAGUAAAGCGCGCCCUUCAAGCAGCAGUCUCGCCGCAUCUCUAUUAUCCUCCGCUCCUUCUUCCGCCGCGGCCGUAUCCGUCGGAUUCGGUGGUUUUGUCGGCAGUUCCCGGCUCGAUCCUUCUCCUUCAACUGAAGAGUCUAUCCCUUUUGCCGAUGUUGAUAGUGAAAUUGCCGUGCACUUGAAGAGACUAGGCAGGAAGGAUUCCACUACUAAGCUUAAGGCAUUGUCAGCUUUAUCUACGCUGCUUCAGCAAAGGUCAUCAAAAGAAAUUGUUCCAAUUAUUCCCCAAUGGGUGUUUGAAUAUAAAAAGCUGUUGCUGGACUACAAUAGGGAUGUUAGGCGGGCUACUCAUGAUACAAUGACCACACUUGUUACUUCUGUUGGGAGAGAUUUAGCACCACACUUGAAGACUUUGAUGGGACCAUGGUGGUUUGCACAAUUUGAUCCAGCUUAUGAAGUUUCUCAGGCAGCAAAAAGGUCUUUGCAGGCUAUCUUUCCAGCACAGGAAAAAAGACUUGAUGCUUUGAUUUUAUGCACAACAGAGAUAUUCAUGUAUUUAGAAGAAAACCUAAAGCUCACACCUCAAAGUUUGUCUGACAAAGCUGUUGCCGUGGAUGAGUUGGAAGAGAUGUACCAACAGGUGAUAUCAUCAACAUUAUUGGCAUUGGCCUCUCUUCUUGAUGUUUUAAUUUUCCCACAACAAGAGCAACCUGCUAUGGAGAAUAUAACUACUGAACCUAGACAUGCAUCAAAGGCCAGGGUGGCUGCUGUUUCAUUUGGUGAAAAGCUGUUAGCAGAUCAUAAGCACUUCCUAGAUUUCUUGAAGUCUAAAAGACCUACUAUCCGAUCUGCUACCUAUACUGUAUUGAAGAGCUUCAUAAAAAAUAUGCCACAUGCCAUUACUGAAGGAAAUAUAAAAAGUCUUGCGGGAGCAAUUCUUGGUGCUUUCAAUGAGAAGGAUCUAACAUGUCAUCCCUCAAUGUGGGAUGUAAUAUUACUUUUUUCUAGAAGGUUCCCAGGAGGUUGGAGUUCCUUGAAUGUUCAGAAAAACAUUCUGAAUCCUUUUUGGAAUUUUCUUAGGAAUGGGUGCUUCGGUUCCCAACAGGUCUCAUACCCAGCUCUGGUUUUAUUUUUAGAGAACGUGCCUCCUAAAGCUGUUGAGGGGGAUAAAUUUUUUCUUGAAUUUUUCAAAAGCUUGUGGGUGGGAAGAAAAACUUCUCUAUCAGCAGAUAGGCUAGCAUUUUUCCAGGCAUUCAAAGAGUGUUUUCUUUGGUCCUUGAAAAAUGCUUCAAGAUAUAAUGAUGGAGAGGACUCAAUCAGUCAUUUCCGAGUCACUCUCGUUGAUAAUAUCCUAGCAAAGCUUAUAUGGAGGGAUUUUCUUACGACUGGAAGCUCGAAAGGUUAUGAUAUAAUCAGCACUGGAAAAGAAUCUGAUUCAUCUGAGAAAAACAUUUCUCAUAGCAAGAAAGCAGAUAUGCCUAGUAAGAAAUAUCCAAUGCCCUAUUUGCAAGCAUUGGGAAAGUGCUUUGUUGAAAUCCUUUUAGGCAUUCAUAUAUUAGAUAUCAAUCUUCUAUCUGUUUUUACUGUGGAACUUGAAAAUAAUUGCACAAGCGUUCUUCAGCAAGCAGGCAGCGUGGAGAUGGUUGAACAAAUCAUUUCGUUCAUGUUAUUGCUGGAGCAACAUGCCGUUAUGAAAGGUGCAACUUGGCCAUUGGUUUAUAUAGUUGGACCGAUGUUGGCGAAAUCUUUCUCAAUCAUUAGGUCUUCUGAUUCACCAGAUACUGUGAAACUUCUAUCUGUCGCUGUUUCAAUAUUUGGACCACAGAAAAUGGUACAAGAAGUUUUUAAUCAGAAAAGAGGGCACGGUACUAUUCCGCCUCUGAUUGGUGGGGAUGAAUUAUCGGAAGCUGAAGACUUUCUGCAAAUUUUCAAGAAAACUUUCGUCCCUUGGUGUCUGCAGCCCAAUAGUUGCUCAACUAAUGCUCGUUUUGAUUUGUUAUUGACCUUGCUGGAUGACGACCAUUUCUCAGAACAAUGGUCUUUCAUUGUCAAUUAUGUGCUUAGCCAAAGUUAUUCUGGAUCCUCGUCAGGUUUGAUAAACUCUGACCAAGCAGCAAUGUUGGCCACGCUCCUGGAAAAAGCAAGGGAUGAGAGUAUGAAGAGGAAGGCGAAAGAUGGUUCUAGUUAUAGACCAGGCAGUAAUGCUGAAGAUUGGUAUCAUGAAUCUCUGGAAUCAUAUGCUACUGCUGCUUCUCAUUCUCUACCUCCAUAUAGCGCUUCUCAUGUGCAGUUUAUGUGCUCUCUUCUUGGUGGUUCAUCAAAAGGAACAUCUAUGCCUUUUCUGUCAAAGAAUGCAUUGAUUCUCAUCUAUAAGGAGAUUCUAAGGAGAUUAGUCAGUUUUAUACAGGAUUCGUCUUUUUCUUGGGCACAAGAUGCAGCUUCUAUGUUAAGCAAUGAUGCAGAAAUCUGUGUAGAACAUGAUAGUUCUCUUAGCAUUGUCGAGAAGGCGAAGAUCUCUCUUGAUAUACUUGAUGGUAGUUUCUUUUGCCUGAACACACUGGAUGGGGAAGGUGGAAUUGUAUCAGGAAUUUUAUCAGCAGUCUUUGUCAUUGAGUGGGAGUGCAAUUUAAGUAACGCUUUGGACUAUUCACUUGAUGACGAAUCAAUGAGCAGAGCCAAAGCUAGACAAUCAUUUGGAGAAUAUGCGCGAGCUUUCCAUAACAAGAUAAAUGUGCACUUUCUAAAAAGCUUAUGCAUUGAUAACCGCCGGAGGCUGUUGAAUAUCUUAGUUCAGUCAGUCAAGUCUGCAAUAUUUGUUGAAGAUAACCACGUUAAUGGUAUAAUCACAUCAUUAUGCUGUACAUGGGUGCUUGAAAUUCUUGAACGUGUCUGUGUGGAUGAAAAUGAUAAACAGAAUCUUCUACAUCAGUUGCUGAGCAGAGAUGAAAGAUGGCCUGUGUAUGUAGUGCAAAAUUUAAGCUCAACAAAGGCUCCAGGACACCAGAAAUUUGUAGCACUAAUUGACAAGUUAAUCCAAAAAAUAGGAAUAGAUAGAGUUAUUGCUGGUUGUGCAAUGCCUAAUUCGUCUAUGCUUGAAAGAAGUCAAGGGAUUGCAUCAUCUGCAUGGCUAGCUGCUGAAAUACUGUGCACAUGGAGAUGGCCAGAAAACAGUGCUAUGUCUUCUUUCUUACCUUCAUUGUGUGCAUAUGCCAAAAGAAGUGAUUCUCCCCAGGAAAGCCUGUUGGAUAACAUAUUGAGCAUCUUGCUUGACAGAUCUCUUAUUUAUGGAGGUGAUAGUACAAAAAGUUCUGUGAGUAUGUGGCCAGUUCCAGCUGAUGAAAUGGAAGGAAUUGAAGAACCAUUCUUAAGAGCCCUUGUUUCCUUUCUGUCUACUUUGUUCAAAGAGAACAUAUGGGGGACUAAGAAGGCAUCAUAUCUUAUUGAACUUCUUGUGAAUAAACUAUUUCUUGGUGAAGAAGUAAAUACGAAUUGUCUUAAGAUUCUUCCUUUGCUUACCAGUGUACUUCUAGAACCAUUUUGUGGAUAUGUGGAGCCCAGUAAAGGUGUUCAACCUUGUUCUUUAGAAGAAAGAUUUGUGCAAAACACCAUGAUAGACUGGCUUGAGAGGGCUCUAAAGCUUCCACCUUUGGUAACAUGGACAGCAGGACAAGAUAUGGAAGGUUGGCUACAGUUGGUAAUUGCCUGUUAUCCUUUCAGCUCAAUGGGUGGUCCCCAAGCAUUAAAGCCAGCGAGAAGUAUCAGCCCUGAUGAGAGGAAACUUUUAUAUGAAUUAUUCCUGAAGCAGAGGCUUGUUGCUGGAGUAUCUGCAAUGACCAACCAGCUUCCAGUAGUGCAGAUGCUGCUAUCAAAACUUAUGGCUGUUUCAGUAGGUUAUUGCUGGAAUGAUUUUAGUGAAGAAGAUUGGGAGUUUCUGUUGUCUAACCUAAGGUGUUGGAUUCAAUCAGUAGUUGUUAUGAUGGAGGAUGUAACCGAAAAUGUAAAUGGUUUAGUUGAUAAUUCAUCUGAUAAUUUGGAUGAGAUGUGUAAAAAAAUUGAGAAAAUUAUUUUGAUUUCAGAUCCUUUUCCCAUAAAGAUUUCUGAAAAUGCCCUUUUAUCAUUUUCUCUUUUCCUUAAGCAUUGUAAACAUCAACAAACUGAAGACACAGAUAAUUCAAAUACAAUGAAAACAGAAAAGUUGGACUCUGCUAAAGAUCGGAUUGUAGAAGGUAUACUACGCUUACUAUUUUGUACUGGCAUAUCUGAGGCUAUUGCAAAUGCAUACUUCAAAGAAGCUGCACCUGUUAUUGCGUCGUCACGGGUUACAUAUGUAUCUUUUUGGGAAUUUGUAGCUUGUGCUGUCCUUGAUUCCUCUUCACAGGCUAGAGAUAGAUCAGUGAAAUCAAUUGCAUUUUGGGGACUAAGCAAAGGGUCUAUUAGCUCAUUGUAUGCUAUACUUUUUACUUCCAAGCCAAUUCCUUUGCUCCAGUUUGCUGCAUAUUUUGUUCUUUCAAAUGAGCCUGUUUUAAGCUCGGCUGUCGUUGAAGAUAGUGCUUGCAACUCAGACAUGAAUGCUUCCAGCGAACUGGAUUCCAGCCGUUUUGACAAUUCAAUAGAAGAAAAGGUCCGUUUAAAAGAAGAAAUAUCUUACGUGAUUGAAAGGGCACCAUAUGAGGUUCUUGAAAUGGACUUACUUGCACAUCAACGAGUAAAUCUCUUCCUGGCUUGGUCUUUGUUGAUAUCACAUCUAUGGUCGUUGCCUUCAUCAUCAUCUGACAGGGAGAGACUGAUCCAGUACAUUCAAGAUUCUGCUACUCCAGUUAUUUUAGAUUGCCUUUUUCAGCAUAUUCCUGUUGAGAUUUCCACGAUUCAGAGUCUGAAGAAGAAAGAUGCAGAGCUUUCUGGUGGCUUAUCAAAACCGGCAAGUGCUGCAACCAAAGCCACCAACACUGGUUCACUCUUGUUCUCUGUGGAAUCUCUUUGGCCUAUUGAGUCGGAGAAAAUUUCAGCACUUGCUGGAGCAAUAUAUGGCUUGAUGCUUCAUGUUCUUCCUGCUUACGUCCGUGGCUGGUUUAAUGAUUUGCGCGAUCGUAACACAUCAACUGCCAUUGAAUCCUUUACAAGGACUUGCUGCAGCCCUCCCCUUAUUGCAAACGAAUUAACCCAGAUUAAGAAAGCCAACUUUCGUGAUGAAAAUUUCUCAGUUAGUGUAAGCAAAUCAGCGAAUGAGGUUGUUGCUACUUACACUAAGGAUGAAACAGGAAUGGAUCUAGUCAUCCGUCUCCCUGCAUCUUAUCCACUAAGGCCCGUAGAUGUUGACUGUACUAGGAGCCUUGGAAUUAGUGAGGUCAAGCAAAGGAAAUGGUUGAUGUCAAUGAUGCUAUUUGUUCGUAAUCAGAAUGGUGCUUUAGCAGAAGCUAUUGGAAUUUGGAAGCACAAUUUUGAUAAAGAAUUUGAAGGUGUUGAGGAGUGUCCAAUCUGUUACAGUGUCAUCCACACUACAAACCACAGCAUUCCUCGCCUUGCUUGCAGGACUUGCAAACACAAAUUUCAUUCUGCUUGCCUUUACAAAUGGUUUUCAACAUCUCACAAAUCAUCUUGCCCCUUGUGUCAAUCUCCAUUUUGA
Messenger RNA from Lathyrus sativus (Indian pea), 5655 nucleotides. The record is from the annotation of a GenBank genome assembly. NCBI's taxonomy places the organism in Eukaryota, Viridiplantae, Streptophyta, Magnoliopsida, Fabales, Fabaceae.